Messenger RNA from Diabrotica virgifera virgifera (western corn rootworm), 2179 nucleotides. RefSeq names its product protein FAM98B. The record is from RefSeq and is a predicted model, not a curated record. The transcript has 6 exons. Lineage: Eukaryota; Metazoa; Arthropoda; Insecta; Coleoptera; Chrysomelidae. Gene Ontology annotation, cellular component: tRNA-splicing ligase complex. The coding region runs from base 189 to 1805 and encodes 538 amino acids.
UCAUUCAUUCAUACUUCACUUCAUUUUUCAUAUUUCAGUUUUUUCACUUUCUACUGUAAGCUGUAAGCGCAACGCACGUCAAGCAAGAGUCAAGAUACUGGGAUUAUUAGACCGGCGGAAUCGAAAUUAAAUGCUUUUGGAUAAGGUUCUAAAAAAACUUAUUGUGCUUUGAAAUUAUUCAUUUAAAAAUGAAUAAGCUAGAAGAAAAAAUAAUAUCCGGUUUAAACAACAUAGGAUAUAAUGGACCUUUACUCACAAAACCUAAUUUUCCGUUGGCUAUAGAAAGUGGACCGAAAAGUUUAGAAUAUACAGAACUUGUAAAUUUCCUUACAAAUGAGAUAAGAACUUUAGAGGAUAUAGAUGAAGAAGUUAAUGCUAUUACUUCACCAGAAGAUGCUGUAGCUUUUAUCAUGGAAGUCACAUCAUUCUUAAAAGAAUUAAAUUGUCCUUAUAAAUCUCUUCUAGAGGGACAUGUAUCUGAAAGAUUACAAAAUGUAUCUGAUAGAUUAUUGCUGCUUGAUUAUCUGAUGACAGAACUAAUGGGGGCCCGUAUUUUACAAGAAAAAAGACCUAGUAAAAAAAUUGAACUCAAACUUCACGAAACUACAGAAGGUAAAGACAUGAGGUUGAUUCUUCAAACUCUUCGUUUUCCUAAGCCACCGGCUAAUAUUUCUAUUCGAACAUUGUUCCAAAAAUUGGUACCUACAAUUCCAAUUGUUGUAAAUAAAGCCGGCAUGGAUAUAGUUGGAAAAGGGAUUUUUGAUGGAUAUUUAUCAAACAAACAGUGGGAAGUACUUAAUGGAGUUCAGGAAGAUCUGCACGCAGAAUAUAAGAUUAGAAGGGAAAUGUUGCUAACCAGAUUGGAUGUUACCAUACAAUCUUUUCAGUGGUCAGACAGAACAAAAGGAAAAGAUGAUGUAUUUGAGAAACUUUAUCAUGACAGACGUAAGUUAUUAAAAGUUGAACCCGACGUAGACCUAGCUGAUUUAUUAGCAGCAAGAACUGACAUUGCCAUUAUUGAGAAAACUAGUAGUUCUUCUGUAAGACGAAAUACUCGAUCGUCCUUAAACAGAGUCAUAAUCGGACAGGUACCAGACAGAGGCGGCAGAACUUCCGAAAUAGCUCCACCUCCUCCAGAAAUGCCCUCGUGGCAGCAAAGGUCGGCUGGCCCAGGUGGUCGUGGAGGCGGCCGCGGAGGAGGUGGUAAUUUUAACCGUGGAGGUGGAAACUUCAACCGCGGUGGUGGCAGUUUCAACCGCGGCGAUGGUAAUAAUUUCUCCCGUGGAGGAGGCGGAAAUAACUUUUCUAGAAGUGACAGCUUUUCUGGAGGAGGUGGAGGAAAUUACCAAUCAGAAGGUGGGAAUUAUCAAUCGAAUAGAGGAGGCUUUCAGUCUGGCGGCGGCAGAGGUCGCUAUGAUGAUAACAACUCUGGUAGUUUCAAUGCACCAAGAGGAGGUGGUGCUGGAGGAGGCAGAAGCUAUGACAGUUUUCAAGGUAAAUACGGCAAUUCUAGUUUCAAUAGCAGAAUCUCAGGGGGAAAUCAAAGUUAUAGCAACGACAGGCGGGAUAGUUAUAGCUCGUCCGAUUAUCAACAGUCAAAAAGAGCUAAAACUUAUGAUUCUUUUCAAGCCAAUAAAACAACGUACGCCGAUCAAUACGUUCAAGAGCGUCAGCAUAAUCAACAGUACUAUUCAAAGGAUGAUAGAGGUUAUGGUAACGAUAGAGGGUCUAGAGAUGAUAGGCGGGAUUCUAGAGGUGGUCGUUCAAACUAUAAUAGAGGAGGAAGAGGAGGUAGCUAUAGAUAAAGAAUAUUCAAUGACUGUAUAUCAGAUUUUGACUCCGUAACUUUCAUAUUUAUUUGAAUUUAAGGUCAUUAUUUACAAAUAAAAUUGAGAUAGUCAAAAAAAAAUUUUUAUUCACUAAUUAUAUUUAUUAGUUUGUAUUAUAUUCAAUCUAUAAAAUAAUUUAAAAGAAUGCUAUAUUUAGUUUUUAUGCUUUAAGAAUUUUCGUAAUGUUAAAUUUAGCAAAAUAAAUUUGGAGCAUUGAAUAAAGAACAAAAUGUUUGUGUUUGGUGUAAUCCUGCUAAAGAUAAGCAAGUUUUUUGAAUUCUUAAAUGAUGUUUAUUUUACUGUACUGCAUUGUAUUUUACUGUAACAAUUAAAUAAGUUUACAUAGGUAA